Molecule: messenger RNA, 5533 nt
Organism: Rosa chinensis
Lineage: Eukaryota; Viridiplantae; Streptophyta; Magnoliopsida; Rosales; Rosaceae
Product: disease resistance protein RUN1
Exons: 13
Coding region: 286-3351 (1021 amino acids)
Biological process (GO): defense response; signal transduction
Molecular function (GO): ADP binding
Source: RefSeq, a predicted model, not a curated record
UCUCCGAAGGCAUCGCAAGAAGAAGUCCAAGUCAAAAAGAAUCUGCUGCUUGGCAAGUGCGACUCGUGCGAAGUUGCAACUUGCAAAGAAAGGAAAACAUUUAAAAAAUCAUAAGAGGUUCUCAUUUAUCAUUUUCAAUCUCACAUUCACAUUGCAGCAGGCACGAAGAAACUACCUACCGAGAGUUGAGAUCUCAGAUAUAAAUCAUAUAAUACAAAAGAACUCUAGGAAGGCAGAUCUACUGUACAAAAGAUCUCAGAUCGAGCAAAGUAAAGCAAGCAGAAUAUGGCUUCUCUGACCACAGCAGCAGCCAGUUCUUCAUCUUCGUCUCUCCCAUGUUCUUCUCCUAAUCACCAAAAUCAUUACACAUACGAGGUGUUCCUGAGUUUUCGAGGCGAGGAUACGCGCUUUAAUUUCACAGAUCAUCUGCAUAGCCGUUUGUGUGAGAGGGGAAUUGAGACCUUCAUAGAUGAUGAGCUCAGAAGAGGAGAAGAAAUAUCAGCAGCUCUUGUCAAAGCAAUUGAGGAGUCGAGAGUUUCAAUCAUUGUCUUCUCUCAAAAUUAUGCUUCGUCAAGGUGGUGCUUAGAUGAACUGGUCAAGAUACUUGAAUGCAGAAAAUCCAAAGGACAGGAGGUUAGAGUGCUUUUCUACAAGGUGGAUCCCUCAGAUGUUCGACACCAAAGUGGUGCUUUCGGUGACGCAUUUGCUACACUUGAUCAAUGCAAAUACGAGGAUAGCAUGGGCAAAUGGAAGGCAGCUCUCAACGAAGCAGCAGAUUUGUCUGGAUGGCCUUUCAAGGACGGCGAGUCUGAGGCUAAAUUUAUCAAGAAGAUUAUUGAUGAGUUGUCAGCCCGAGUAGUUAACCCUUCAUGUGAGUUGCACGUUACAGAACAUCCAAUUGGAUUAGAGUCUUGUAGACAAGAUGUCAAUAGACUUCUACAUGUCGAGGAAGAUAUUGUUCGCAUGGUAGGCAUAUGGGGGCCAGGUGGAAUAGGAAAGACCACAAUUGUGAAAGAUGUGUUUAAUUCAAUUCGCCAUAAGUUUGAAGGUAGCUGUUUCUUGGCAGAUGUUAGAUCUAAGUCAAGUGACCUAGCCCAACUGCAAGAGACACUUUUGUUUGAUCUUUUAAGGGACAGAGAAUUGAAGGUGUGCAAUGUUGAUGUAGGAGUAAGUUUGAUAAAGACAAGGAUGCGAAAUAAAAAAGUUUUCUUAAUCCUUGAUGACGUGAGUCAUUUUAGCCAAUUACAAAACUUAAUUCCAUCCCCUGAUUGUUUUGGGCCUGGUAGUAGAAUUCUCAUAACAACAAGAGAUAAACGUUGGCUAAUUGCUCAUCAAGUUGAUGAUGUAUAUGAGGUCAAGAUGUUAAAUGAUCGUCAAGCUAUGAACUUAUUUAGUUUGAAUGCAUUCAAAAGAAAUAGACCUCCAGGCGAUUAUUUGAAACUUGCACAAUGUGCAGUAUGCUAUGCCCAGGGCCUUCCAUUAGCUUUGAUAGUUUUAGGCUCACAUCUAUUUGGUAGAAGCAGAGAGGAGUGGGAAGCUACCUUAGAUAGUUGUAGGGGAGAAGAUCCCCACAGAGAGAUAAGAGACGUGCUCAAAAUAAGUUAUGAUGCUCUGGGAGAAGAUUUAAAAGGAUAUUUUCUUGAUAUAGCUUGUUUCUUUAAAGAUGAGGAAGUAGACCAUGUGAAACCAAUACUAGAUGCUUGCUACGACGUCAAAUCAGUGAAUGGUAUUGCACAACUCCAAGAAAAGGCCUUAAUAAGAAUUGACAAAGAUUGGAAGGGUUGUAGGAUUUGGAUGCAUGACUUGAUAGAAGAAAUGGGUAAAGACAUAGUGUAUCAAGAGUCACCUGAUGAACCUGGGGAACGCAGCAGAGUGUGGAAUGAAGAAGAUGUCAACGACAUUCUAACAAAUAAUACAGGAACAAAUAAAGUUAUAGGCAUUCAGGUCCCGUGGCUAUCAUCUACGACAUCUUUGAAUGCUAAAAGCUUCUCAGGGAUGACGAAGCUUAGAUAUAUUUCUAUGAGGGGGAUGAUGAAAUAUGAAUCCUUUUCUAGAGAUAUUGAUUAUCUCUCCAACCAGUUGAGGUGGCUUGAUUGGCCAAAAUGUCCGUUGCAAUGUUUUCCAUCCGAUUUUCAUGCAAACAAACUUGUAAAUCUCGAUAUUUCUGGCAGCCGCAGAAUCACACAACUAUGGGAGGGACGUAAGAAUUUUUCAAGGUUAACAUGUAUGAAUUUAAGGGGUUGUGAAUCCCUAACAGAACUCCCGGACUUCAGUGGAAUCCCCAACUUAAAUGAGUUGGAUCUAUGUGACUGUAAGAGUCUAGUUGAGGUGCAUGAUUCUGUUGGAUUCCUUCCUAACCUUGUUAUUCUGAAUUUAAGGGGUUGUGAAUCCUUAACAGAACUCCCAGACUUGAGUGGAAUCCCUAACUUGAAAGAGUUGGAUUUAUAUUACUGUAAGAGUUUAGUUGGGGUUCCUGAUUCCCUUGGAUUUCUUUAUAAGCUUGUUACCUUGAAUGUUGGCGGGUGCUCUAAUCUUCUUAUGUUUCCAAGAAAAAUCAACUUGAAAUCUCUAGAAACUAUUUCUAUCUACUGUUGCAAGCUUAAAGAAUUUUCGAAAAUUGGGGAAGGGAUGAGUUUCUUGAGAAAAUUGGAUCUAUCAGGCACUUGCAUUAAAGAAUUGGAUGAGUCAAUUGGAAAUCUCACUGGGCUUGAAGUGUUGAAUCUUGAUAAUUGCAGAAAUUUUAUGACUCUACCGUGCAGCAUUUAUGAGUUGCAAGAUUUACGGACGCUUACUCUUUAUGAUUGCUCAAAACUUGUCAGAUUUCCAAGAAAAAUCAACAUUUUGAAUGUCGAUGGUUGCUCUCAAUCAUUUCCCAAGCUACAGGCGUUGGAUAUCGGAGGAUGCAGUUUAUCAGAUUGUGAUUUCCUCAUGACUCUUGAUUGCUGGGAAACAUUAGAGUACCUUAGUCUGUCAAGAAACAAUUUUGUUAGUCUUCCUGCUUGCAUCACCAAAUUUGUCAAGUUGCGAUGGCUUUUCUUGGAGGGUUGCAAGAGACUCCAAGAAAUUCCAGAGCUUCCGCCAAAAGUUAAAGUCUACUCAUCCUUGAUACAGGAGGCAUCUCCGUCAUCAAGGCUUUCUUUGUCUUUAGACCCAUCAAUGGCAUCACUGGCUGCGUUGUCAUUGCUAUCUCCCUCUCUCUAUGAAACCGACAGAGAACCAACACCAGUGAAUCCUCCGAAACGACAACGCACUGGGGCAUCAAUGGUCCACUUUGCAUAUGAAUUGACUACCUCCCCAAUCCCAAUGUUCCCGGACCUGCACAGCGCCCAUCACUCAACUACUACCCCAUAGCUUCAAAACCAAGAGGAACCAACUGAGUUGUCAUGGCUUUCUCUGUCUUCAGAACCAACAAAACCUGGUGGAGCAGUUAAAGGUGAUCAAGACCAGUGGCUGUCUCUGAACUCUGAUUCUCUGAACCAUCCACUUUAGAGUUUAGACAAUAACAUCAUUUAGUUGAGACAGAGAGGUUUGGGUAUGACCCUAUUUUGGGGCUGUCUUCAUCUGCUAUUUACUUAUCAAUCUACUUUGUGAAUCUUUAAGAAUGCAGUGAUGCUAGCACAUGAUAUGAGAAAAUGCAGAAGCAUAUGAUCAUGGAGAUUCUUUCAAGCCAACUAAUGCUAUCGAUGACUAAAACUUACCUGUUGGGGACUAUAGAUUUUGCACUUGGAAAGGUUACAAACUCUGGCCAAGUUGGCUACAUGGUGAUUUCAGCUGAGUGAGAUGACCGCAGAUGAUCUAAAAGCAAAGAAGUUCUAGCCUGGCUUUGGCUAAGAAUCUUGCUUCAAGGUGAUGCGGCAGGUGUGUGCUGACCUUCUUGAUUAAAAUGGCCUAGAAUUGGUUUUCAUUGUUUUUAAGGAUGGAAUUGAUAUUGUGAGAGUGGUAUGCCGAUUCGAAUGCCGAGCAAUAAGUUGCCGAAAGACAGGCAUUUGAUUGGGGAUAGUGUGGUUUACGAUGUGGGUGUUUGGUUGCCCGAGGAGUUUCAGCCGCAGCUAGAAGUUACCCCCAUAACUAAGUAUGAUUCGGAUCCUCAGCUGGAAUUGGGCCGCCAAAUUGCGGUGAAUAACUCUUAUAUAUGCUAUGGAUAUUUGAAGCAGGGGAAUAUUCAGGUUUUGAAUAUACACGCUGCAUUGAGAUUGUUGUUUCGAGCUCAUACAUAGAGGGUCACAGACAUGGCUUUCUUUGCCGAGGAUGUUCACCUUUUGGCUAGGUCCAGAUGAAGAUGGUACGCCACUAAUCACAGGAAGGAUUGUUAUGGCCAUUCAAAUAGUUGGUGAGGGGGAAGCUGUUCAUCAACGAGUUUGUUGGCAUUGUCAUAAACAAGAUGUUUUGGUUGUUCGGGUUGGGAAGCGUGUUCUACAAAUUGAUACUACUAAAGUUGCAAAGGGUGAAGUCCCUUCUGCUGAGGAUCCUAUUAAGUGUCCUGUUGAAAAGCUUAGUGAUGGGGUCCAAUUUGUUGGUAAACAUGAUGGAGAGGUGACAGAUUUAUCAAUGUGCCAAUGGAUGACCACCUGGCUGGUUUCUGCUUCUAUGGAUGGAACUAAAAAGAUCUGGGAAGAUCGCAAGUCACAACCACGUUUAGUAUUGAGACCCUAUGAUGGCCCUCCUGUUCAUUCGCCUACAUUUGUGACAGCUCCAAAGAGGCCUGAUCACAUCACACAUAUAGAAGUGGGCCCACCUAAUCGGGAAGUGAAGAUCUGGUCCUCAGAGAGUGAAGAAGGCUGGCUGCUUCCCAGUGAUGCUGAGUCGUGGAAAUGUACUCAGACCUUAAGAGUUAAAGAGCUCUGCUCAACCUCGAGUUGAGGAUUUUAAUCAAGUCAUAGCAUUGUCACAAGCUGGCCUUCUUUUAUGUGCAAAUGCUAAGAAUAAUGCUAUCUAUGCCGUGCACUUAGACUUUGGUGGUGAGCCAGCAUCUACACGCAUGGAUUAUAUAGCAGAAUUUACUGUUGCAAUGCCUAUUUUGGAGCUUCACUGGGACAAGUAUAUCACCUAAUGGUGAACAAAUUUAUUGUGUCCAAACACAAGGCCAUUCAACAGUAUGCUUUGGACUUAUCCAACUGCUUGCCUCCCCCAUUGGAGAAUUCAGGUUUAGAAAAUUCAAAUUCCAGUGUCUCACAUGAUGAAACUGAGGCGGUGUCAACUAUUUCAGCACCGAAACCAACCAUACAAGCUACUAGUUCUGUGGGUGCAGUUGCCUUGAGGUAUCCUGUGCGUACUGGUUUGGUUGGUGCUGCCAAACAUAUAUUUACUUUCAUGUUAAUCUUCCAAGGAUUGUACCAUAUAAAUGGUAUACUUGACCAACUUUGCAAGUAGUGAAGAAUUGCAUUCUUUCGUUGUGGCUGUAAGCGACAGACAUUGCUGUACUAUAUGGGAAUGUAUGAUGAGGCUGCUUCAUAGAAGCCAAUCUGUAGGAUUUGUAUUAAACUCGUAUAUUUCGUUGUUCACAUCUAGAAAUACAAGAAUAUUAUUAUCUGAA